Messenger RNA from Kazachstania africana CBS 2517, 1152 nucleotides. RefSeq lists its product as uncharacterized. Gene Ontology annotation, biological process: phosphoenolpyruvate transmembrane import into Golgi lumen. Gene Ontology annotation, cellular component: endoplasmic reticulum; Golgi apparatus. NCBI's taxonomy places the organism in Eukaryota, Fungi, Ascomycota, Saccharomycetes, Saccharomycetales, Saccharomycetaceae. The record is from RefSeq and is a predicted model, not a curated record. The transcript has a single exon. The coding region runs from base 1 to 1152 and encodes 383 amino acids. Gene Ontology annotation, molecular function: phosphoenolpyruvate transmembrane transporter activity; antiporter activity.
AUGGAAUUUUUGGAUAGGCUCAAACCUCAUGUACAUAUAAUCAUACUAUGUAUAUGUUGGUACACAAUUUCCUCACUGGGGUCACAGGUAACUAAAAAGAUCUUAACGGUUUGUCCUCUACCAUUAUUUUUAGGUGAAUUCCAAUUCAUUUAUACAGCGUUGCUAGCAGCCAUAUCAUGUUAUGCAGCCUCAAGAUCUAAUUCCAUUUAUGAAAUAUUCCCGGUGGGUACUUUUCCUGACAAGGCAGCAAAAGUUAUUAUUACAAAGCCAUCAAGACAUAUAUUUGAAACAGUAUUACCAUUGGGUUUAUUCCAGUUCGUAGGUAAAUAUUUUGGCCAUACAGCUACAUCACUAGUCCCUGUAUCUACUGUAGCAAGUACAAAGACUUUAUCUCCUGUAUUUAUACUACUAUUUCAAAAAUUAUUAAGAAUUAAGACAUUAAGAUUUACCGGGGUGUUGUCCUUCAGUCUCAUAUCGUUGAUUUUGGGAGUAUGGAUAAUCGUCAGAGAAGACAGUAAAUUUCAUAGAACUUCUGUAUCUGACGGUGAUGGUUAUUCUACUUAUGGUGUAUUUUGUGCGAUAGUCUCAAUGUUUAUCUUCGUAUUCCAAAAUAUUUACGGUAAGAAAGUGUUUACAUUCAAAUCAAGUACUUUGAAGCUUGAUAAUUUACAUAGGGAAGAAUCUCCGUUGCCGUUAUAUUCUGGUAAGAAGGUCGAAAGUAAGUUUAGACCGGUUCUUCCUGCUCAAAAAUAUGACAAAUUGACCCUAAUGAUAUAUAUCUCUACAGUAGGCUUCAUGCUGUCGUUAGGUUGGUUUUUGACAUUAGAAUUCCCUGUGUUAGUAAGAUACGUGAUAUACGAAGAAAAAAUUGACAAAAUUGAAUACAUUCCAUGGAAACUUUUCUUACUGAAUGGUACUUUACAUUUCGUGCAAGCUAUGGUGACAUUCCAUCUAUUAGGUGAAUUAUCAACUUUAACGUAUUCAAUCGCAAAUCUAAUGAAAAGAAUUGCAAUUAUUUCUGUCAGUUGGAUAAUAGCAUCAAGAUCGAUCAAUUACUUACAAGUGUUUGGUCUUCUAAUCAAUGCACUUGGUUUAUUUUUAUAUGAAAGAUGCAGUAAUGAACAAAAGUUACAAAAAUUGCGUCCAGAAUAG